GUUUUCGAAUAAAAUAAAUUUGUAAUUACAGUUACAAGCCCAAGGGCUGAGCCCGGUGUCUGUUCCUUCUUCGUUCACAUACAGAAGACAGUGGCAAAACCGAUGCUCAAUUAUGAGUUUCACAGUCUUUUCCAUUCCCAGAAUUCCGAAUUCGUCCCUAAAUUUGUGUCUUGCAAAUCUUCAACCACGGAAUUGAGGUGCUUUUAAACGACAGCAACUGGCAAAUGUGCCACUAUUUCCAUUGUCGUUCUUCUCAUCGUCUUCGAUUGAUCUCACUGAGUUUAGAAUUUUGAAGCCCAGAAUUGAAACCUAUGGCAGGGUCUUCCAUCAUGGAUACCCUCUUCCAGAGAACUCUAGAGGACCUCAUCAAGGGCCUCCGCCUCCAACUCAUAGGUGAGUCCGCCUUCAUCUCCAAAGCCAUGGACGAGAUUCGCCGCGAGAUCAAGUCCACCGACCCCCACACCAAGGCCAACGCUCUCCAAAAGUUGUCGUACCUCAGCUCCUUAUACUUCUACGACAUGUCGUUUGCCGCCUUCCAUGUGGUUGAGCUCAUGUCCUCCACCCGAUUCGUUCACAAGAGGAUCGCUUACCACGCAGCUUCGCACUCCUUCCGGGAGUCAACUCCUGUUCUUGUCCUCAUCACCAACCAGCUUCGGAAGGACCUUACAAGCACCAACGAGUACGAGGUAAGCCUUGCCCUCGAUUGCUUAGCUAGAAUUGGCACUGUUGAUCUUGCUAGAGAUUUGACCCCUGAGAUUUUCACGCUUCUUUCGAGUAGUAAAGUUUUCGUGAGAAAGAAGGCGAUUGGUGUGGUUUUGAGGGUUUUUGAGAAAUACCCAGAUGCUGCUAGGGUUUGUUUUAAGCGCUUGGUUGAGAAUUUGGAGAGUUCUGAUCCGCAAAUUGUGUCUGCGGUCGUUGGGGUCUUUUGUGAGCUUGCUUCGAAAGACCCCAGAUCGUAUCUUCCAUUGGCGCCCGAGUUUUAUAAGAUUUUGGUUGACUCUAAGAACAAUUGGGUGUUGAUUAAGGUGUUGAAGAUAUUUGCUGAGUUGGCGCCUCUUGAGCCUAGGCUGGCCAAGAGAGUUGUUGACCCUAUAUGUGAUCAUAUGAGGAGAACGGGAGCAAAGUCAUUGAUGUUUGAGUGCAUUAGAACUGUGGUGACUAGCUUCACUGAUUAUGAAUCGGCAGUGAAGCUUGCGGUUGAGAAGAUUCGGGAAUUGUUGGUUGAAGAUGAUCCAAAUCUUAAGUAUCUUGCAUUGCAAGCUCUUUUGAUUGUUGCACCGAAUCACUCGUGGGCAGUAUUAGAGAAUAAGGAGGUCGUGAUUAAGUUUUUGAGUGAUUUGGAUCCUAACAUUAAACUUGAGUCCUUAAAUCUUGUAAUGGCAAUGGUAUCUGAGAAUAAUGUUGUUGAAAUUUCGAGGGUUUUGCUCAAUUAUGCCUUAAAAUCUGAUCCCGUAUUCUGCAAUGAGAUUCUAGGAUCAAUUUUAUCUACUUGUUGUAGAAAUGUUUAUGAGAUCAUCAUUGAUUUUGAUUGGUAUGUGUCACUUUUGGGAGAAAUGUCAAGGAUCCCACAUUGCCAGAAGGGAGAUGAAAUUGAGAAGCAGGUUAUUGACAUUGGUAUGCGGGUCAAGGAUGUUAGACCCGAACUAGUACGGAUAUCUCGUGACCUGCUGAUUGAUCCUGCAUUACUUGGUAAUCCUUUCUUACACAGUAUACUAUCAUCAGCCGCUUGGGUAUCUGGAGUACAUGUUGAGUUUUCAAGAAAUCCAUUAGAACUCAUGGAGGCACUUCUACAGCCACGUACAUGCCUCUUGCCACCAUCGAUAAGAGCAGUUUAUAUACAAUCUUCUUUUAAAGUAUUAGUCUUUUGUCUUCAUUCAUACAUUGUGGAGACAGAGAUAACUGCUUCCUCAUCAUAUCGCUCUAAUGUGGUGCUGCCUGAGUCUGAAUUUGGAUGUGAAGGGCAUUGUCUCGAAGGUUCUGAGUUGGAAACAAAUAAUGCUUCUUCCAAUUUUGAAGGGGAAGGAUUUAACUCAAGGGUUUUAAAUCAAUCGACUGAGGAACGUUCUGUAGAUUAUGGCGAGGAGACUAAUGCUCCUCAAGGUCAGACACCUAGUCUGCCUUCAUUGGACUGGAAUGCUUUUACAGAUGAUUCUGUUAUGAAAAUGUUAAAUAAAAUUGAAGUGGCUUUGAGCCCACUAACAGAUAGUCAUGACAUAGAAAUAUUAGAGAGAGCCCGAAAUUUGCUUUGCUUUAUUGAGUUGAUUAAACAAGAAUUACCUGAAAGUCAAAAGGAAGAAAGUUUGCAAAGGGGAGAAACAGAAGCAUACAAAAUUGUUGAACUAAUGCAAGAUGCCUUUUCUGAUGAGCUUGGUCCAGUCUCUGUGACAGCUCAGGAAAGAGUUCCUGUUCCAGCUAAUUUGGUACUUAAGGAAAAUCUUGCGGACUUGGACACUGUUCUUCCUGAUGUUCAGCUAUCUUCUUUAGAUUCAUUUGCUCUGGGAAGUCCUCUUAUUGAGGAGUCAGCUGGUGUUGCUCAACCAACUCUUCAGAACAAAGAAGAGUUAGAACCAAGAAAUGAAUCUACUUCUCUGCUUUCAGAACACCGCAAGCUACAUGGUUUGUACUAUCUUCCAUCAGAGAAGAAUGAUUUAUCAAAUGAUUAUCCACCAGCCAACGACCUAAAAUCACAGGAUGAUGCUGAAGAUCUGUAUACGCUUACAGAGCAAUCACUUGUAUCAAAGAAAAAGCCAAACAAUCCAAAGGCAAGGCCUGUGGUGGUGAAAUUAGAUGAAGGAGAUCUAUUGCCCAUUGCAGGCAAGCCAUGGUCUAAGAAUGAUUCACUUUCUGAUGCUGUGCGUGAAGUUCUUUUAGGCAGUGAGACUAAUGUCAGUUCAUCUCAGAAUAAACCAUCUGAUAGGACUUACAGUGAGAGUAAAGGCAAAGAGAAAUUAAAUGUUGAUUCUUCUAAAUUGGAAGAAGGUUUGGGUCUCGACAAACAUGAUCAUAGAAACUCAAGUUCAAGAAAAAGCAAGCACCAACAUGGGAAAGAGAGAAGACACGGAAGUUCAGGUGAUGUUGGUGAUCACAGGGAUAAAAAUGGUGAGGGAAAAAAAAAGAGUAGUCAUCUCCACAGUAGGCAUAAAUCUCGACAAAGAACAGAUGCACCUUCAAUUGUGACUCCACAGACACAGGUGAUUCCAGAUUUCCUAUUAUAACAGUUGAAAGUGUCAAAUUCGUAAUUUAUUAUGCUCUGCUGUUGAAAACUUUUACUGCUCCCCUUUUUUUUCAUCACCAUGACUGCCAAGGUUAAUUUUACUGUACAUUUCUUACAUUUUGAUUGUAUCCGGUUUGUGGUUGCCUUUUAUUCUUGAAUCGAUUUUCCAUCUUACACAAAA
Messenger RNA from Humulus lupulus (European hop), 3395 nucleotides. Its product is annotated as AP-3 complex subunit delta. NCBI's taxonomy places the organism in Eukaryota, Viridiplantae, Streptophyta, Magnoliopsida, Rosales, Cannabaceae. Bases 312 to 3215 code for a protein of 967 amino acids. Gene Ontology annotation, cellular component: AP-3 adaptor complex; membrane coat; endosome membrane. The transcript has a single exon. Gene Ontology annotation, biological process: Golgi to vacuole transport; protein targeting to vacuole. The record is from RefSeq and is a predicted model, not a curated record.